AGAAAGAAAGAAAGAGAAAGAGAGCUUCCUCUUUUUGAGACUAAACUCUCUUUUCUCUUUUCUCUUUCUAUCUCUCAGACUCCCAAAGCUUUCUUUACCCACAUCAUAAAAAUGCAGGCAUGACCUCUCUGUCUCUCCCACUACCACACUCACACUCACUUUUUCCAUUUCUCUCAUUCCCAAACAAGACUCUUUCUUUCUUCUUCUUCUUCUUCUUCACUGUUCCAAAACGCUUAAUAAUUAUCUAAUAAUGGGUCUGAUCGAUCUGAACACCACGGAGGAAGACGAAACGCCGUCGUCGGGGUCGUCCUCAACAACUUCAUCGUCGUUCUCCGUAGUCGGGUUGAACACCAGUGUCGGGUCGGGUUCGAAUUUGGUGUUGGGUGCAUCAGCAUCAGCGUCAGCACCAGGUUCGGCUUCGUCUGCGGUGUGUUUGGAGCUAUGGCACGCGUGUGCGGGCCCACUGAUAUCUCUGCCGAAGAAAGGUAGUGUGGUGGUGUACUUCCCUCAGGGUCAGUUGGAACAGCUUCCGGAUUUCUCGCUCGCACCUGCCUACACUGAUGAUGUCCCUCCCCACGUGUUCUGUCGCGUCCUCGAUGUCAAGCUCCAUGCGGAGGAGGGGACUGAUGAAGUCUAUGCACAGGUUUCACUGGUUCCUGAAAGUGAGCAAUUCGAGCAGAAACUGCAAGAAGGGGAAGUUGAUGUAGAUGGUGAAGAAGAGGAUGUUGAAGUAGCUGCGAAUUCAUCUACACCCCACAUGUUCUGUAAGACCCUUACUGCUUCUGAUACUAGUACUCAUGGAGGCUUCUCUGUCCCUCGUCGAGCUGCUGAGGACUGUUUCCCUCCCCUGGACUAUAAGCAACAGCGGCCAUCGCAAGAGCUUGUGGCAAAGGAUCUGCAUGGUGUGGAAUGGAAGUUUCGACAUAUCUACCGGGGGCAGCCACGCAGGCAUUUGCUCACUACUGGGUGGAGUGCUUUUGUAAACAAGAAGAAGCUUGUUUCUGGAGAUGCUGUGCUCUUUCUUAGGGGUGAGGAUGGAGAAUUGCGACUUGGAGUCAGAAGAGCUGUUCAAGUUAAAGGUGGUGCUACUUUCUCAGCACUCUGUAGCCAGCAGAUGAAUCAAAGCUCUCUCAUGGAGGUGGUUAAUGCCAUAUCCCUGAGAGGUCCAUUCAACAUUUACUACAAUCCAAGCAUAUCUAGUAGGCCCAGCUCAUCAGAAUUCAUAAUUCCUCUUCGUAAAUUCUUGAAGAGUGCGGACCAUUCAUUUUCAGUUGGAAUGAGGUUCAAAAUGCGUUUUGAAGCAGAAGAUGCCGCAGAGAGAAGAUACACUGGGUUUAUAACUGGAAUUAGCGAUGCGGAUCCUGUUAGAUGGCCUGGUUCAAAAUGGAGAUGCCUACUGGUACGGUGGGAUGAUAUAGAGACCAGGCAUAACAGGGUCUCUCCAUGGGAAAUUGAGCCAUCUGGUUCUCUUUCCAGUUCCAGUAGCUUGAUGGCAUCUGGUUCAAAGAGGACCAGGAUCGGUUUGCCUUCAGCAAAACUGGAAUUUCCAGUUCCUAAUGGGAUUGGAGCAUCAGACUUUGGGGAAUCUUCAAGGUUCCAGAAGGUCUUGCAAGGUCAAGAAAUUUUGGGUUUUUCCCAUUAUGAUGGUAUUGAUACUCAGAACCAUCGUCCAUCUGAAACAAGGAGGUGUUUUCCUGGUUCAAAUGGUUCUGUGAUUGCUGGAAUGGGAGAUGGUGUUAGAAACCCAGUUGUGAAUUCUGAUCUCUCCUAUAAAGGCACAGGCUUUGGUGAAUCUUUCCAAUUCCGUAAGGUCUUGCAAGGUCAAGAAAUUUUUCCAAGCUCUCCAUAUGGAAGAGCUCCAGCCACAAAUGAGGCUCAUGACAAUGGUAGCCUAGGAAUCUUUGAUGGUGUUAAAGUGCCGAACUCACGGAAGGGAUGGUCUGCCAUGAUGCAGGGCAAUAAUGCCUAUAUGCACCCAUCUGCCCCAUCUAUGCAAGUUUCAUCUCCAUCUUCUGUGUUAAUGUUCCAGCAGGCAAUUAAUCCCAUUUCAAACUUAAGUGCAGUGUAUAAUUUCAAUAAUAUGGAGGAGCAGAGAAUUAGUAACCGAAAUUUGCUUGUUUCUGAAACAAUUGGUGGUAAGCUCACACCAUCCUCACACUCUGGUCACAGCUUCUGUAAGAAAGAUCAGGGAGGCAUGAAUUCUUCUGGUUUCGAGCAUAAUCAACUGGGUAUUUCACUUCCUCCUUUUGCAAACCGAUCCACAUUUGGGGGCAGUGAAGAUCUAGUUUCCUCAUGUAAAAGUAGCUGCAGACUCUUUGGGUUUUCACUGACGGAGGAAAAAGAUGCUGCAAAUACAGAGGACAACCCCACUCCAGUUUCCUUGUCAUUGAAUCCUGGUGCUUCUUAUUUGCCAACAUGUUGGGGAACAGUUCCAUCCAAAGCCUCUGUUGAUGACACAGGCUAUUGGAAGCAAUUCUACCAAAGGAACUCCGCAAUAUUGUCUCAAGAACUAUGAUAUGUACUGAAGAUUUGAGUAGCUGAGGUUGCAGGAGAGAAUGCAUAUUGUUGCUCAGAUUAUGUGUGCUGCCACUAUUGUAACUUAGCUUUUGAGGAGAAAAUUGUAAUUAUUCCCUCUUAGGUAAAUUGAAUAGUAUCUCUACUUUAAGAACAGUUUGUAUUAAUCUAUUAGGUUUCUUGUCAUCUUCCCCGUUGUCUGUUCUAACUUAUCAAAUUCUACCCAAUUCAAAAUUGUUAUAGCAAUUGUAAUUGGCCUAUAUUUAUCAAGUUCAUUCUCUCUGCAUGAUUUUAAGUU
This is a messenger RNA of Quercus robur (English oak), 2812 nucleotides long. RefSeq names its product auxin response factor 3. The record is from RefSeq and is a predicted model, not a curated record. Gene Ontology annotation, cellular component: nucleus. Lineage: Eukaryota; Viridiplantae; Streptophyta; Magnoliopsida; Fagales; Fagaceae. The coding region runs from base 251 to 2515 and encodes 754 amino acids. The transcript is spliced from 11 exons. Gene Ontology annotation, molecular function: DNA binding. Gene Ontology annotation, biological process: response to hormone; regulation of DNA-templated transcription.